AUGGGGUUAGCUUUGCUUCCUUUAAAAUUCCUUGCAGGAAAGGCAUUUAAAGGAUAUAAAAUUGACAUGGAAGAUCCGUACUUUGAAGAAGUACAGUUGGAAAAGAAAUCAUUUUGGGGCGGUAGUACCAAGCUGGUUAAACGUAAAGUGAAGAGGGCCAUACCAAAUUAUAUACCGGAACAUGACCGGGGUAUCCUCCAGCAUUUGAAAAAACAGGCAUAUGGAUUGGAUAUGCUAUUCGAUGUGUGCGGGGUACGCUUUGGAUGGUUGGGAGUUAUCGGCUUACUUCCUGUCGUUGGCGACGUUAUAGGUAUUCUUUUAUCCAUCAUAGUAUGGAAAAAAGCCAAUACAGUUCAAGAUGGUCUGCCAUUGAAAACAAAUAUGGGGUUUUUCUUGAAUAUAGCUUUUGACUUUGUAUUGGGAUUAAUUCCAAUUGUCGGCGCUGUCAUUUCCAUUGCCUACAAAGCCAACUCUAGGAAUGUUCUUCUACUUCAAAAACAUUUGGACAAAAAAUACAAGGCUAAGUAA
Messenger RNA from Eremothecium cymbalariae DBVPG#7215, 528 nucleotides. Its product is annotated as DUF4112 domain-containing protein. The transcript has a single exon. The record is from RefSeq and is a predicted model, not a curated record. Bases 1 to 528 code for a protein of 175 amino acids. Lineage: Eukaryota; Fungi; Ascomycota; Saccharomycetes; Saccharomycetales; Saccharomycetaceae.